Carlito syrichta (Philippine tarsier) is the source of this 1222-nucleotide messenger RNA. It is a transcript of the gene NDUFAF6, whose product is annotated as NADH:ubiquinone oxidoreductase complex assembly factor 6. The transcript is spliced from 10 exons. Gene Ontology annotation, biological process: biosynthetic process; mitochondrial respiratory chain complex I assembly. Gene Ontology annotation, cellular component: mitochondrion. The record is from RefSeq and is a predicted model, not a curated record. Bases 27 to 1193 code for a protein of 388 amino acids. NCBI's taxonomy places the organism in Eukaryota, Metazoa, Chordata, Mammalia, Primates, Tarsiidae.
GUCAGAGGGCACGUGGCGCAGGUGUCAUGGCGGCCUCCGCGCUGGGCGCUGCCUGGGGCCCGCUGCGGCUCGGCAUCUCUGGCCUGUGCCGCAGUCGGCCGCCCCGGGGGCUGUGCGCGCGCGUGCGGCGGCUGCCUGGGCCCGAGGUGUCCGGGAGGAGCGUGGCCGCUGCCAGCGGACCGGACGCCUCGAGCACUGGCCACUACUGCCUGGAGCUGCUGCGGAAACGAGAUUAUGAAGGUUAUUUAUGUUCCCUGCUGUUCCCUGCAGAAUCCCGAAGCUCUGCUUUUGCACUGCGGGCCUUUAAUGUGGAACUGGCUCAGGCUGGUUACUCUUGCUGCUGUAUUACUGUACUGUAUGCCACUAGGUUCCCGACACUAAACAUUGAAACCCACCCAGCUCCAGGAUUUUUUGUGUCUUUUGUCAAUGAUCUGUGUCCCCUUUGUAAUCCAAUAAUUGACAAAAGAGGGUUUCUGUACCAGGAGCCACCUGCAGACCUGACAGUGGUACAUGUCUUCUCAGGUCUGUGUACCUGCAGAGGCAGGCCCAAUAAAGAUGGAAAGCCAGACUUCCCACACUGGGGACUUAGAAGAAAAAGUGGAUGGGAAGCUGCUGUCAAAAGACAUCAUCUGACUAAAAGAUGGCUUAUGAAAAUCAUUGAUGAAAGAGAAAAAAAUUUAGAUGACAAAGCAUAUCGUAAUAUCCAGGAACUGGAAAAUUAUGCUGAAAACACCCAGAGUUCUCUUCUGUAUUUAACAUUAGAAAUAUUGGGUAUAAAGGAUCUUCAUGCAGAUCAUGCCGCAAGUCACAUUGGAAAAGCACAAGGCAUUGUCACUUGCUUGAGAGCAACGCCAUAUCAUGGUAGCAGAAGAAAGGUGUUUCUUCCCAUGGAUAUUUGUAUGCUGCAUGGUGUUUCACAAGAGGACUUUCUACGGAGGAAUCAAGAUAAAAAUGUGAGAAAUGUAAUAUAUGACAUUGCCAGCCAGGCACACUUGCACCUAAAGCAUGCGAGGUCCUUUCACAAAAGUGUUCCUGUGAAAGCAUUUCCUGCUUUUCUUCAGACAGUUUAUCUAGAGGACUAUCUAAAGAAAAUUCAGCAAGUGGAUUUUGAUGUAUUCCACCCAUCUUUACAGAAGAAAAAUACAUUACUUCCAUUAUAUUUAUAUUUUCAGUCAUGGAGAAAAAGAUAUUAAAAUAAUAUCAUGGCACAGAUAUUAAUUUA